AGCUAACAGCAAUUUUCAUCACAAUAAAAAUCAUACAAAAUAUUCAGCGCUAAGGCAACAAUCAGCAAUGGCUCAUCCUCAUGGUAUUUCAAUUCUAUCUGGGAAACUUACAACUGAAUCACAUGUUGACUGCGAUGCCAACAGCUUUUACCAAAUAUAUAAGCAGCAUGUAGAUGUUCCAAAAGCGAUACCUCAUAUUUUCAGGUAUGUGAAAGUUGUUGAGGGAGAUGGUACUAAAUCCGGUUGUAUCAAGGAAUGGGGCUUUCAUUGCGAGGGUAAAGAACUGUUUGCCAAGGAGUCAACGACAUAUACCGAUGAAACAAGAACGAUAUGUCACAGCGUUAUAGAAGGAGACUUGAUGAAUGUUUACAAGAGGUUUAAUGGAACUCUUAUGGUUAAGGUUAAGCCUAUUGGUUAUGGAAGCAUUGUGAGCUGGACUGUGGAUUAUGAAUUGAUUAAUAAGGAUUCUCCGGUUCCCUUUGAUUAUGUAACUAUGUUCUCUCGGGUCAUUGAAGGCUUGGACGCUUACCUCUGCGCUUCUGGUUAACUGAUUGAUGGUUAUGCAUGUCCACCGGUAUAUGUACUGCGUACCGUGUUUGGUAAUAAGCUAAUAUAAGCCUGGACAUGCCCAAAAUCUAUGGUCGACUGUAUCAUGAAGGGAUUAUAUCGAAUGUUUUUAAUUUUAUUUUUAUUUUUGUUAUAAAUAAUAAGGUAUACAUAUCAAAUUCAUUUGGUUGUUUCUACUGUCUAUGAAUUUCAUAUCAUUGGCCUGUA
This is a messenger RNA of Papaver somniferum (opium poppy), 774 nucleotides long. RefSeq names its product major latex protein 15-like. Lineage: Eukaryota; Viridiplantae; Streptophyta; Magnoliopsida; Ranunculales; Papaveraceae. Gene Ontology annotation, biological process: defense response. The record is from RefSeq and is a predicted model, not a curated record. The transcript is spliced from 2 exons. Bases 68 to 547 code for a protein of 159 amino acids.